Messenger RNA from Amphiprion ocellaris (clown anemonefish), 3507 nucleotides. RefSeq names its product peptidylglycine alpha-amidating monooxygenase (gene pam). The record is from RefSeq and is a predicted model, not a curated record. NCBI's taxonomy places the organism in Eukaryota, Metazoa, Chordata, Actinopteri, Pomacentridae. Gene Ontology annotation, biological process: peptide metabolic process. Gene Ontology annotation, molecular function: protein binding; copper ion binding; peptidylglycine monooxygenase activity. Gene Ontology annotation, cellular component: extracellular region; membrane. Bases 302 to 3229 code for a protein of 975 amino acids. The transcript has 27 exons.
CAGAACGUUGCAAUGACUCUGUCCUUUGCCAUUUAUAAGCAUCCUCUGGGUAUCAAGUUGAUUGUUGCUCGCAGCAGCAGAUCGUCUCAGACAAGCAAGGCAGGAGCUCCAUGGCGGUGUCUCCAGACAGACAGACAAAAGAAGCAGGAACCAAGGAUUAAAUUACGUCCCGAUAUGCUAAAGAAGUGAGGUCAUUGCCUGGAUAUACUUUCAUCUUCCUUGCAUCUUUCCUUCUCAACCAAGCUCAGAGAGGAAAACAGGCAGCCCAGCAGCAAAAUACGCUGUAAUAACCACAGAUAGGAUGAGAGUCCCUGUGUUCUACGCAGUGGUGCUAGCAUUCUUCUGUCACAGCGACAGCCUGGAAAUACAACCCUCCCUGUAUGGAUCUACAAGGUCUCAGGAAGCCAUCUUGAAUCCGAGUGACUGUUCGGCCAGAACCAAGCAGCAGCAGGUCUUAACAAACCCCAACAACUUCUCUGUGGAUGUAAGGAUGCCUGGUGUUAGCCCUACUGGGUCGGACACUUACCUUUGCAUGGCACAUCCUGUUCCAACUAGUCGAGACGCGUAUAUUGUGGACUUCAUACCGCAUGCCAGUAUGGAUACAGUGCAUCACAUGCUGUUGUUUGGCUGCAAGACCCCUGUGUCCACCAGAAGCUUCUGGGACUGUGGCAGUGUACAAGGCACUUGUGAGGACGAAGCCUCCAUUAUGUAUGCCUGGGCUCGGAAUGCACCCCCUACUAAACUACCCAAAGAUGUUGGCUUUAAAGUUGGAGGAAACUCGGGAAUGUCCUACUUUGUGCUGCAGAUUCAUUAUGGAGAUGUUAGUGCUUUCAGAGACCAUCAUAGAGAUUGCUCCGGAGUUACCUUAAGAAUGACAUCGAAACCGCAGCCAUUCAUUGCUGGCAUAUACCUGCUCAUGUCGGUGGACACAGUUAUUCUCCCAGGAAAAAGAGUUACAAAUGCUGACAUCGCCUGUGAUUACACUUCAUAUCCCAUCUAUCCAUUUGCCUUCAGGACCCACACACACCGCCUUGGUAAAGUAGUCAGUGGCUACAGAAUCCGUGAUGGGAAGUGGAGCCUGAUUGGGAGACAGUCCCCUCAGCUACCACAGGCUUUCUAUCCUGCUAACAAAGAAGUGGAUGUGAAGUAUGGUGACACCGUUGCGGCCAGAUGUGUGUUCACUGGUGAGGGCAGAACCUCCAAAACUUACAUUGGGGGCACCUCUGAUGAUGAAAUGUGCAACUUCUACAUAAUGUAUUACAUGGACAGCAAACAUGCUAUCCCCUUCCUGAAUUGCAUGGCGACUGGCCCCAAAGAGCUGUUUGAGCAUAUUCCAGCUGAAGCAAAUGUACCCAUCACUGGCACUACUGGUCAUAUGAACUCUAUGAUGCACAUGGGCCACUCAACAGAUAAUCAAGAUAACAGAUUGCUGUUGGAUGCAAACAAAGCAGAAAAGAUUCUGGAUCCAGGUGACCUCUAUUCUCUUGUGUCAGAGCUGCUAGGCCAGAGUAAGGAUGUAGUUCACGUUCAUAGGUACAACCCCAGCAAGUUGCAGAGAGCCCAGGCUGACUUGGUGGCUCAAAUUGAUAGCUUAAUGCAAAAGACAGACCUGGGCUCCCCCAGUACUACACUAGCCUUCCAAACCAGGGAGGAUCCUGUCUUGGUGAGGGACAGAGUUCACAGAUUCCAUCAGCUUGAGGCCACGACCAAGCUGCCAAGAAGCAAGCUGCUAGCUGAAGGACAAGACUUCCAUUUGGAGCAGGACUCAGCAUGGCCACAGGGUUCUCUCCAGCUGGGUCAAGUGUCAGGUCUUGCCCUAGACUCGGACUCUAACUUGGUAAUUUUCCACAGAGGUGACCACCACUGGGGGGCAGACUCUUUUAACAGCCAGGCUAGGUACCAGCAGAGGUCCCUAGGGCCAAUUCAGCAGUCUGCUAUUUUGGUUGUGGAACCAGCGAAUGGAAACAUCUUGAAGGCUUCUGGCAGAAACAUGUUUUAUUUGCCUCAUGGAAUAACUACAGACAAGGAGAACAAUUAUUGGGUGACUGAUGUGGCUCUUCAUCAGGUGUUGAAAGUGAGCGGUGAUGGCAGAGACAGAAUCUUGUUGACACUGGGAGAGGCCUUCACACCAGGAAGUGACAGCAACCACUUUUGCAAGCCCACCGACGUGGCCGUUGACACUGAAACUGGGAACAUCUUUGUGUCUGAUGGCUACUGCAAUUCCAGGAUACUGAAGUUCUCUGCUGAUGGCAAAUACCUGUCUGAGUGGGGUGCAGGCUCAUCGGACAGGAGAAGACGCAUCCCGUUCCAGAUCCCCCACAGCCUGGUGUUCCUUCCUGACAGGAAGGAAGUUUGUGUGGCUGACAGGGAGAACGGCCGUAUCCAGUGUUUCAUAGCUGAAACUGCAGAAUUUGUCAAGGAAAUUAAGAAAGACGAGUUCGGAGGGGAGGUGUUUGCCAUCACCUACAGCACUGCUGGGGGUGGCCUAAUCUUUGCAGUGAAUGGGGAAUCUCCGUUUCGCUCAGCUCCACUUAAAGGUUUCGUAAUAAAUUAUUCAACCAAGGAUAUUUUGGAUACUUUCAGCCCAAACAAAAAGGACUUUAAAAUGCCUCACGACAUAGUUGAAACCAGGGAUGGCAGCGUUUUUGUCGGGGAUGCGGGCAGUAAAGCGGUCUUCAAGUUCACCACUCAGAAGUUGCAUCGCUCUGUUAAGAAAGCUGGGAUCAAGGUUGAAGAACUUGAAGAAAUGGAGGCAUAUGUCCGAACCAAUGUGAGGCCUGAACGCAACAUGUCGAAGACAGCAGCAGUUAAAGAGAUGCAAUCUGUGUCUCAACAAACUCAAUCAGAAGCAAAGGCAAAAGAAGAGAAAAAGAGUGCAGCAAAGCCAAACACAGCGGACGGUGUGCUACCAGCCAUCAUCACCACCCUGCUGCUCAUCCCUCUGCUGGUUGUCAUCUCCAUAGGACUCUUCAUUUGCUGGAGGAAAAAUAACCGAUGUGAGGUGAAAACUGAACCCAGCUCUAGGGUAGGGAUCUUGGGAAAAAUAAGAGGUAAAGCAGUGGGCAGUCUGAACCUGGGGAACUUCUUUGCAUCCCAUAAAGGUUACAGUCGUCAAGGCUUUGACCAGCUGAGUACUGAAGGCAGUGACCAAGAGAGAAACGACGACGACAGCAGCGACUCUGAGAAUGAGGAAUACUCUGCUCUGCCACCACCUCAGUCCUCCUCUUAGACGGUGUGGGGUCAGCUGCUAUCUUCCUGCUUACAUUGCUGAGAUGUGGUUAUUCAUCAUUUGUGUAAAUGUUGUAUCAGCGGCCAGUCUUACUGUUUAUAUAUUUAAAUAUGUUGUUGUAUAUAAAAAAAAUUAUUUGGAAUAAUUUAGGUAAUUUAUUUUAUCCUAAUUUAUUUUUACCCCUGGACUUGAUGAAGCCUUGGUGACACGCUUCACCCAACUCACUAUUUGUUUUCCUAAAAACAAACUUUCUUAAUAUGUUAUAUAUGAUGACACUA